AUGCAUUUGGUAGACCUGUGGUUAACUCGUUCCCUCUCCAUGUGUCUCCUCUUACAAAGUUUUGUCCUCAUGAUACUGUGCUUUCAUUCAGCCAGUAUGUGUCCCAAAGGCUGUCUUUGUUCUUCCUCUGGAGGUUUAAAUGUCACCUGUAGCAAUGCAAACCUCAAGGAAAUCCCCAGAGAUCUUCCUCCCGAAACAGUCCUUCUUUACUUAGACUCCAAUCAGAUAACGUCCAUCCCCAAUGAGAUUUUUAAGGACUUGCAUCAACUCCGAGUUCUCAAUUUGUCCAAAAAUGGCAUCGAAUUUAUAGAUGAGCACGCCUUCAAGGGGGUGGCCGAAACCCUACAGACGCUGGACUUAUCCGACAACCGCAUUCAGAGUGUUCACAAAAAUGCUUUCAACAACCUGAAGGCAAGGGCCAGGAUCGCCAACAAUCCCUGGCACUGUGACUGUACUUUACAGCAGGUCCUGAAGAGCAUGGCGUCUAACCAUGAGACAGCUAACAACGUCAUCUGUAAGACUUCCGUGCUAGACGAACAUGCCGGGAGACCUUUCCUUAAUGCUGCCAACGACGCUGACCUCUGUAACCUCCCCAAAAAGACUACCGACUAUGCCAUGCUGGUCACCAUGUUUGGCUGGUUCACUAUGGUGAUAUCCUACGUGGUAUAUUAUGUACGGCAGAAUCAAGAGGAUGCCAGGAGGCACCUAGAAUACUUGAAAUCCCUGCCAAGCAGGCAAAAGAAAGCAGAUGAAGCCGAUGACAUUAGCACUGUGGUAUAGUAUUGGGAAUGACUAUCUUUGA
Molecule: messenger RNA, 802 nt
Organism: Gracilinanus agilis (Agile Gracile Mouse Opossum)
Lineage: Eukaryota; Metazoa; Chordata; Mammalia; Didelphimorphia; Didelphidae
Gene: LRRC3B
Product: leucine rich repeat containing 3B
Exons: 1
Coding region: 1-780 (259 amino acids)
Molecular function (GO): protein binding
Source: RefSeq, a predicted model, not a curated record